GGCACUGUGGCCACCAGGUGCAGUCAAUUUUUGGAUUAAACAGCUCCACAGUUACCUUCGCAUAUCAACGACUUUAAUCGAAAUGAAGUACAUCGCAUUGGCUCUUUUCGUUUGCCUGCUGGCUGUGGCUCUGGUCGCCGCUGUGCCCGUCGACGAGUCGCUGCAGGGUGACAACUUCUAUGGCCAGGCUGAUGUGCACAAUCCCCACGAUCCCCAGGCCAUAUUCAAGCUGAAGAAACUGAAGAAGCUGCUGCUCGGCUAAGGCCACACGGUUGCCAGCCAAUCCCGUUGACUCUAGUCCAUGUACAAACACACAACCAACUGGGAACCCAACCUCUCCGCUUGGGCCAAGGCACUGUGCUGCAUUUAACCCUUCGCUUAGAGAUAAACACAAAUCACUCACAUUCACAGCUUAAUCGUAUACUUAACUAAAUAAAUAUAAUUCACAUAC
Drosophila montana is the source of this 451-nucleotide messenger RNA. RefSeq lists its product as uncharacterized. The record is from RefSeq and is a predicted model, not a curated record. The coding region runs from base 83 to 262 and encodes 59 amino acids. The transcript has 2 exons. NCBI's taxonomy places the organism in Eukaryota, Metazoa, Arthropoda, Insecta, Diptera, Drosophilidae.